This is a messenger RNA of Etheostoma cragini (Arkansas darter), 1423 nucleotides long. It is a transcript of the gene saga, whose product is annotated as S-antigen; retina and pineal gland (arrestin) a. The record is from RefSeq and is a predicted model, not a curated record. Gene Ontology annotation, cellular component: photoreceptor inner segment; photoreceptor outer segment. NCBI's taxonomy places the organism in Eukaryota, Metazoa, Chordata, Actinopteri, Perciformes, Percidae. Gene Ontology annotation, biological process: signal transduction; G protein-coupled receptor internalization. Bases 111 to 1292 code for a protein of 393 amino acids. Gene Ontology annotation, molecular function: G protein-coupled receptor binding. The transcript has 16 exons.
GUCUGUGACGGACAUAUAGAGACAUGUAGAGACAUCCCCUCGUCUUCUCGUCUCGUCCAGCGUCGUCUUCCUCUGCUGCAACACAGGCGCUGCUCUCCAUCUGCUCCAACAUGAGUCAGAAAAGCGUUGUUUACAAGAAGAUCUGCAAGGACAACUCGGUUGGAGUCUACAUGGGGAGAAGAGACUUCAUCGACCAUGUGGACUUUGUGGAUCCAGUGGAUGGCGUCAUCAUCAUCGAUCCUGAGGCUCUGCAGCGGAGGAAAGUGUUCGUCACCCUGUCCUGCACCUUCCGCUACGGCAGAGACGACAUGGACGUGAUGGGAAUCGCCUUCCGCAGGGAGCUGUACGUGUCCACCCGCCAGGUGUACCCGCCUCUGCAGGACCUGGAGAAGGGGAUCCACACCAGCAUGCAGGCCAAGCUGCUGCACAAGCUGGGGAACAACGCCUACCCGUUCUUCUUCGAGUUCCCUGACAACCUGCCUUGCUCAGUGGCUCUCCAGCCAGGAGCCGGUGACGUCGGCAAGCAAUGUGCCGUGGAGUUCGAGAUCAAAGCGUUCAGCGCUGAGAGCCAGGACGCCAAGGUACGCAAACGGAGCACAGUGAAGCUGUUGAUCAGGAAGGUCCAAUACGCUCCAGAGAGUACGGGGGUCAAGCCCUCGGUUGAAACCCCCAUGUCUGAUAAACAGCUGCACCUCAAGGCCAGUCUGGACAAAGAGAUUUACUACCACGGCGAGACCCUCAAAGUGAAAGUCACCGUCACAAACAACUCCAGCAAACCCAUCAAGAACAUCAUCGUCUCCGUGGAUCAGAUCGCCAACGUGGUGUUGUACUGCAACGACAGCUACGUCAAAUCUGUGGCCAUCGAGGAACCUGGGGACUCGGUGUCUCCCGGAGCGACUCUGCAGAAAGUCUACAAGCUGUUGCCUCUGCUGGCCAACAACGCCGAGAGGAGGGGCAUCGCUCUGGACGGCAAACUGAAGCAUGAAGACACCAACCUGGCGUCAUCCAGCAUUAUCAAGGAAGGUGUUCUGAAGGAAGUUCUGGGGAUCAUGGUCUCAUACAGAGUCAUGGUGAAGCUCAUCGUCGGAGGGAUGAUGGGAUCAAGUGAGGUCGGCCUGGAGGUUCCCUUCAAACUGAUGCAUCCUAAACCUAAUGCAGGGAAGGAGAGCGAGACGGAGGGCGACCUGGAGUUCCAGGAGUUCAGACGCUGUGGCCUGAAGGGGAUGAUCGACGACGAGGACGAAGACGGAAACGUGUCGGCCGGUGACGACGUGGAGCCCAAAGAGAAAUAAACCAGGAAGACAGAGAGUCUACCGUGGGGGGGGCGACGGCUAAAACCACGACCGCUGGAGGAUCAAGUCUCCUCUGAGUUUGUGCUAAAUAAAGCUUUAGACUUAAUUAAUGGAGCAGGCCUGCAAAGGUU